UUUGUUUCUUGUUGUUUAACUGUUAUGUCCAAAAAGCUAGACAUUCACAAUUUUUAAUGUGUCCCAAUUCUCUUAAAAGAGUUGUGUGUUGGGGACCCAUCAACGGCUCGUUGCAUUGCGACGCUCCUUAUGAAGUAAAAUAAAUUAUUCAGAGACUUGGUCUUAUAAUUAAUAAAGAAAAUAAAUCCGUUACACUAACACAAGUGUUCGGUCUUAUAAGAAUGCUGUAAAGAAUAAUUGUAGAUAAGAAACUUAGAAAAACAGUGGUAGGUGUGGGCCUGCCUCAUCGAAGGAGGUAUCAUUGUCAACUAUGAACAGACACUUUUUUCACUUUACUAUGCUCCUAUAGGCUUAUUAUGCAUUACAACCUUUAUUUUCAUCUCUUUCAUUGUUGUUCAACAACUCAAAAGAUGGCCUUCCUCUGUCAGAACAGAAAAAUCUGUUGUUAGAUCUUUUUCUUUGUCUCUGUCUGUCUUUCUCUUCAUGUAACAUGAGAUUUUAACUUGUUACCUUACUCUUUAAUCUAUAUGAGUGGACAUAAUUGGUGUUUAAACGGAGACAUGGCGCUUGCUCAUCGUACUAAGAAGGAAACAUCAAGAACUGGUUUCAAGAAACCAAGUAAAGGCGUGAUCCUUUCCGGAACUAGCCUUGCUUCUGUUGAAUCCUUAUCGGUCCCUCUCGUCCAAGAAGUUGUGCUCUCGGCGGAUAUGCAGUGCGUUGAAUGUCAAAAAAGAGUAGCUGAGUUUAUUUCAAGAAUGAAUGAUACAGAAUCUGUGUUAAUUAAUGUGCUGGAGAAGAAGGUAACUCUUACCUGUAGAUAUCCUGCUCUCAAACUCUCCACAGCUCAACUUGCUGGAAUUUACAGCAGUCCUCUCAAGAAGAUUGCCGUCGUCAAGCGGAUUUUUCGAUCUGUCUGCACUUGAAUACACUUCAAGAUUUUACAGCAUUGCCCUAUAAACGUAGUUGUGUAAUUAAAGGAGAUGUCAGGUUACAUCUAUGUACAUAUUUGUUUUAUAGUUGAUUCAAGAAAUAAGGAAGAAAAAUGAAAUAUCAAUGCAAGAGUUGUAUAAUACUAGAAUUUCUUUUUAAUUCUUUUUUUU
This is a messenger RNA of Mercurialis annua (annual mercury), 1100 nucleotides long. RefSeq lists its product as uncharacterized. The record is from RefSeq and is a predicted model, not a curated record. Gene Ontology annotation, molecular function: metal ion binding. The coding region runs from base 528 to 923 and encodes 131 amino acids. The transcript is spliced from 3 exons. Lineage: Eukaryota; Viridiplantae; Streptophyta; Magnoliopsida; Malpighiales; Euphorbiaceae.